CUUGCCCCUUUUACAGUUGCCCCAUUUGCUGCUUUCCCCCCAUGGACAUCUACCUCGUCACCGGGAACAAAAACAAAAGACUGGAGUUCCAGCGGCACAUGAAUGGCGAGCUGGAGGUUCAGUUCGCAGACAUUGACUUGAUCGAAAUGCAGUCGAACGACAUCGUCAAGAUAAACGAGCACAAGGCAAAGAGCGCCCACGAAAUUUUGAGCAGCGAUGCCUCGGGGGAGAGUCAGGCGAGACGGAAGCUUGUGAUCACCGACGACACGGGGCUUUAUAUGGAUUGCCUGGGUUCUUUUCCUGGUCCCUACAUCAAGUGGAUGCAGAAGAGUUUGGGCUCGCAAGGGAUUGUAGACGUGGCCACGAAGCUCCAGAAUGACAAGUGCCACGCCAUUUGCGUGUAUUCCGUGUACGACGGGAAGGAGGUGCACUCCUUCCAGGGCGUCACUCAGGGACGGAUUGCCGGUCCCCGAGGGUCGACUGACUUCGGCUGGGACAAUAUUUUUUCCCCCGAGAAGAGCAGCAAAACGUUCAGCGAAAUGCCAUUCGAGGAGAAGAAGGGAUCCUCCCCGCGUUUCAAGGCCUUCGUGCAGCUCAAGUCCUUCCUGCUGGAGGAGCUGAGCAAGCAGAGCGCGUGA
Molecule: messenger RNA, 638 nt
Organism: Plasmodium vivax (malaria parasite P. vivax)
Lineage: Eukaryota; Apicomplexa; Aconoidasida; Haemosporida; Plasmodiidae
Product: HAM1 domain containing protein
Exons: 7
Coding region: 42-638 (198 amino acids)
Biological process (GO): nucleoside triphosphate catabolic process
Cellular component (GO): cytoplasm
Molecular function (GO): nucleoside triphosphate diphosphatase activity
Source: RefSeq, a predicted model, not a curated record